CCGACCAAUCAUUUCGUAUUCAUUCGCACAUCCAAACUUUUCUCUUCCUCUUUGGCACUAACCUGCAUUUUCUUUCUAAUUAGCACCACCACCAAUGGCGGCUGUCUUUGCUCUCUUUCUUGUGGCUUUUGCCGCCGUCUUCGGCAGCUCUGCCGCUGAUCCCGACAUGCUUCAGGACAUUUGCGUCGCCGACCUCACCGCCGCGGUGAAAGUCAAUGGAUUCGUCUGCAAGAACGCAGCAAAUGCAACAGCAGAGGACUUUUUCUUCACCGGACUAGCCAAACCAGGCCUCACCAACAACACAUUCGGCUCCUUGGUGACUUUAGCCAAUGUCGAAAAAAUCCCCGGCCUCAACACCCUCGGCGUUUCGCUUGCCAGAAUCGACUAUGCCCCCGGCGGAAUUAACCCACCCCACACUCACCCCAGAGCCACAGAAAUUGUCUACGUUCUUGAAGGAGCAUUGGACGUUGGAUUUAUUACCACAGCAAACAAGCUCAUCAGCAAAACUAUUAAGCAAGGUGAAGUCUUUGUGUUCCCCAAAGGGUUGGUUCACUUCCAGAACAACAAUGGGAAGAGUCCGGCUUCGGUGAUUGCCGCGUUUAACUCUCAGCUGCAGGGCACCCAGAACAUCGCCCUCACGUUGUUCGCUGCCACGCCGGAGGUGCCGGAUAAUGUGCUGACCAAGACGUUCAAGUUGGGAACCAAGGAGGUUAACAAAAUCAAGUCUAAGCUAGCGCCCAAGGCCUAGAGAGCUUUUUCGGUUCUGUGUUGCGUUUGUUUUGUAAUUUGAUGGAAGGUGAUGAUCCUUGUAUUUUCUCUCCUUGAUUAGUCCAAAUUGGUUACUUGUUUUGUUCUUCAAGUCUUCAAAUGAAAUCAGCUGCCUACCUUACCAAUCUCACAUUAUAAAUAAAGUCUUGCCUCAUA
Malus domestica (apple) is the source of this 924-nucleotide messenger RNA. Its product is annotated as rhicadhesin receptor-like. Gene Ontology annotation, cellular component: cell wall; plasmodesma. The record is from RefSeq and is a predicted model, not a curated record. NCBI's taxonomy places the organism in Eukaryota, Viridiplantae, Streptophyta, Magnoliopsida, Rosales, Rosaceae. Gene Ontology annotation, biological process: plasmodesmata-mediated intercellular transport; regulation of root development. Gene Ontology annotation, molecular function: manganese ion binding.